Molecule: messenger RNA, 3116 nt
Organism: Prunus mume (Japanese apricot)
Lineage: Eukaryota; Viridiplantae; Streptophyta; Magnoliopsida; Rosales; Rosaceae
Biological process (GO): double-strand break repair
Cellular component (GO): site of double-strand break; nucleus
Molecular function (GO): ubiquitin-protein transferase activity; metal ion binding; nucleosome binding
Source: RefSeq, a predicted model, not a curated record
UCUCUACAAGCAGGCAACCGAAAGAAAGAAAAAAAACAAAUUACCCAUUCACAACUCACACACAUUUAAGAUUAAGCAAUAUAGUAAUUACCGUAUGAAUGAAAAGACACGAGUGUUUGAUAGCUGUUUCUUGGGUUUGCUUCUGUCUGGCUUCCAUAGCCGCGGGCCCAAACUAUGAAGGGACCCAAGGGUGUUGGUCGUAAGAGGAGAUCAUCACCCCGAGACGUCGUUUCUUGGAGCACGCUCUUCUGGUGCACCCUCUUCGUCGUCAUCAACUGCGCCCUCUUCUCCGGCUUCAGCUUCUACGCUUUCCGCUUCCUCUUCGGAAAAACGUUUCAACCAGUCCUGGUGCUAACAUGGCUAGCUCCAUCCAACAAACCCAUCUCCCCCACCACCAUUUCAGUUCGAGAAGUCGUUAUGUUUCCAGAUCAGGCGCUCGUUUUCCUACAUAAUUACCCUCGUAUCGCGCAUGUAUUUACCAAAGACGAUCUCCACUGCGUUUACUUCUCAGCCAACGACUCGUCGCGGUCCCAGCCUCGCUUCAAUCGGCCUCCCAUCAACAUAGAUGGCGGGGAUUUUCAUAAUCAGAUUGUCCGGUGCCCGCGCCCGCCACGUAGCCUCACAGUUUCGGUAGGCUUGAAACACAACCACGACGUUCCGGCGGUGCCCUCGUACAGCUGGGACUGGCUCGCCUACGACGCCCUCGUCGACCGCGACAACACCACCAUCGUGUUCGUCAAAGGUCUCAACCUUCGGCGCGAAAGAAUUUCCAACACAGCAAAAUUCGAGUGCGUCUACGGCUGGGAUUUCAGAACGACGAGGUAUCUAUUGAGAUCCGACGUCGUAUCGAUCGCCCAGGAGAUCGUACGGUGCAAAACCCCACUGAGUGUGCUGAGUUUCCCGCGUGGGCCCAACAAUACCGUGAAGGUCUCCGUCAGAGUGAAAGGCGUUGGAGCAAAGGGAAUACUAGACACCAUAGCCCGCCCCGCGAUCCGACCCGGACUAGCCAACCCGACCCAUUGGAAGGAGCACGAAAUGUGCUUGUGCUCGAUGGUGCGGAAUCAGGGUCGGUUCUUGAAGGAGUGGAUCAUGUACCACGCCCAAAUGGGGGUGCAGCGUUGGUUCCUGUACGACAACAAUAGCGACGACGACACUGAUGUCGUAAUUGAGUGGCUACGGAGAGCGAAUUACAAUGUGACGAGACACGUGUGGCCUUGGAUCAAGACCCAGGAGGCCGGGUUCGCCCAUUGCGCGUUACGGGCCCGGGAGACGUGCCAAUGGGUUGGGUUCAUAGACGUAGACGAGUUCUUCCAUUUGCCUUCGGGCCUAUUGCUGCACGAUGUGCUGCGCAAUCAGUCCAAUUAUGACUAUGUCGGCGAGAUCCGGGCCUGGUGCUACAGUUUUGGGCCUUCGGGCCUCAGACGAGUUCCUGUUCAAGGCGUCACGGUCGGGUACACGUGUCGGUUGGCCGCCCCCGAGAGGCACAAGAGUAUUGUUAGGCCUGAGGCAUUGAACUCAACAUUGAUCAAUGUGGUGCACCAUUUUCAUCUUAGGAAUGGGUACGAGCCUGUGAAUGUGGAUAGGGGAGUGUUGGUUAUAAAUCACUACAAGUACCAAGUGUGGGAGGUGUUUAAGGAGAAAUUUUAUAGGAGAGUGGCGACUUACGUGGCAGAUUGGCGGGAGGAACAAAAUGUGGGGUCCAGGGAUCGGGCCCCAGGAUUGGGGACGAGAGCGGUGGAGCCAUGGGAUUGGUCACAUAGAUUUUGUGAGGUUGGGGACACUGGGCUUAGAGAUCGGGUGCUGCAGAGUUUUGUUGAUCCGCAGAGCCGUCUAUUGCCAUGGCAAGAGGAGGAUGGUGAUCGAAUGGCGAGGCGAGAAGAAGAGACGAAACAGAGUCCAAGAGACCCAAAAGUCCGAGCGAGAGAGUCGUCGGAUCCGGUUAAAGUUGUGAGCAAUGGUACAAGCGGAGACUCUAGCAUGUUCAGCCCCAGAUUCAAAUCCGUGGCUGCCAUGGCCGGUUGGGACGAAGAGAGUCUUCUAAUCGCAAGCCUCGUGGUCGAUGAUACGCCUGAGAGACAAGUUAAAUACAAGAAGCGUUCUGAUCUGCACUUCAAGACCCCACCAACCAAUUCAUCAAGAAGAAAGCGCCGAGCUCAGAGAAGGAGCCCAAUUUCAAUGCCUGUUUCUGUUCUCAACCUUGAUGAUGACGAAGAAACUAAAAAAGAUGAGAGUGGAAAAGAGAAGGAAGAACCGCAAAUUAUUGUGAACAAAGAAAAGGAAACAAGAGAUGACAAAAUGGCUGAGAGCUCUGGUGUUUCUUGCCCACCAAGUUCAAAUCUUCCUUGCUUGGAUAAGCUUAGGGAUGAGCUUUCUUGCGCUAUCUGCUUGGAGAUUUGCUUUGAACCCAGUACUACUCCCUGUGGACACAGUUUCUGUAAGAAAUGCUUGCGGUCUGCUGCUGACAAAUGUGGGAAGAGGUGCCCUAAGUGCAGGCAGCUAAUGAGCCAUAGUAGAUCCUGCACAGUCAACACGGUUCUUUGGAACACAAUACAGCUUCUGUUUCCACAAGAAGUUGAAGCAAGGAAAGCUGCUGGAGCCUUAAAUAGUAGUGGAGAAACUGUGCGUCAAAUCCCUGAGAAGGCGUUUUAUAAUACGAGGAGUGUUCAAAGUAGAAGGGCAUCAUCAGGGGUAUCAAGCAACAGAGAAAUGACCAUGAGGAGAAGAAGGGUAAUAUUAAGCCAAGAUGAAGAGGAUGAUGAUACUGCACUAGCAAUAAGGUUAGUACAGAACACAGAAGCUGAGCAUCAAAACCCAGAACAAGGUGCUUAUAAUAAUCAUAGAAGUAUUCGGCCUUUAAUGACAUCAAGUAGUAGAAGGAUCCCAAGCCAAGAUGGGGAUGCUGCAUUAGCUCUAAGGUUACAAAGAGAGGAGUUCAUGGAGGCUUUUAGGGUCGAUCAUGGUCAAUCUGGCAGCUCUCUUUCCUUGGCUCGAGCAAACCUGAGAGCCAUGACAUCUAGAGCCACUAGCCAUCGUGCAACAACCCGACAUUUGUAGUCCAUUGUUUUUGUUUUUGUUGUUUCUUCUUUGGUUGAAAAUUGUGUUCAUUCAAUAUAUUG